AUCACAUAUUCAAGAUGUCUGCCAUUUAAUUUUAAUCGCAUUUCGUGUGGAACAAUUAAAAAGUCUAGAAAAUGCACAGUCGCAUAGUUUGCUGUUUGUGAGUUUUAUGUAAUAUGAUGGUUAGAAUGUGUUUUUCUUGCGCGUUUUGAAAACAUUAUAUUUUUACACCACCAGAUGUCAGCGUCGAGCCACGUUGGCCUCAGCGCAACCGUGGUUUCACAUAACUGGGGUGAUGACGUCGGAUGUCAACACGACGCAAACUUCUACGCUGUAGCCAAUCAGCAUUGUGUCUCACAGACUCUUGUAAAGAUGGCGACGGUGAGGCACAGAGGAGUGAAAACUGGACGCUUUGCCGUUAUUAAACACCACUGGUCAAGACACCGUAAGGACUAAUACGGCAGCGGGAGCGAAAGUCAAUCGACCCAUUUAUCAGCCUUAGCACACCGAUUGGUGCUGUGUGGUGUCGCCGCGGGCCUGGUCGCUUUUGUUUUCGGUUCCACUGCUGUUGUCUUGGACAGCUCAAUAAGCUCCCAAGUUGGAAAGCCAGCGCUAGCCCGGGGCUAGCUGUGUAGCUCCGUUGCUUGGAUCUUUCUGCACGGCAUUCAUGGAUUUAUAGCCUAACCAGGGUAAACGCUGGACUGCAUAUACCUAUUCAAAGUUUUUUGUUUUCACGGAAAGAUCCGUCCAUGAGUCACUCGGAUUAAAAAGACUUCAGGAGGAAUAAGGGGCACCCGACGACCUGGCAUUGCGACACUGUUUGCGGUGUCAAGGCGCAGAGAGUUUGCCGUCAUGUAUUUUCUAACCGGCUGGCCCCGGAGGCUGCUUUGUCCGCUGAAGAGCGAAGAGGAGCCCUUCCACAUCCAGCCCAGCUCCCAGAGGUUUUACUUCGCCGUGUUGUCAGAGACACAGCUCAGCAUCUGGUUUAGUCGGCCCAGUGUUUUGAUAGUCAGCUAUAUCGAGUCUGCAAAGGCGGCGGCCCAGUUUGGCUUCUACCAGAAGGCAGAAUGGAAACCAGACGACUCCAUGAUAGCUGUGGCGACUGCCAAAGGCUACAUCCUCCUGUUUGAUGUGCUGGGUGGAGGGGAUGACAAGUACCUCUAUGAGCCUGUCUAUCCAAAGGGAAGUCCUCGUGUGAAGGUGACCCCAGGUUAUAAGGAGGAGCAAUGUGCCCCCGCCUUGUCUUUAGAGAUGAAGAAGCCUGUGGAUCUGGAAGCCCCCAUCACCAGUCUGCAGUCCCUCCAGGAGGAUUUACUGGUGUGCACCGCAGACGGCUACCUCCACGUGCUCCACUGGGACGGGCUUGGCAGCAACGGACGCAAGGCCAUCUGCCUCACCACGAUCCCCUUCUCGCUAGACCUGCAGUCUGCUCGAGGUGGCCCCUCUCUGGACCUGGAAGGAGUGUAUAUCCGUUGUAUGGAGUAUUGCGUGACCCUGGACGGCUUCGCUGUGGUUCUGAGUGACGGACGCCUGGGCUUUAUCACGCCGCUCAGCAACACUAUCACUGCAGACCAGCUGCAGGGCGUCUGGGCAGCAGACGUCACUGAUGGCACCUGUGUGGCUGUCAACAACAAGUACAGACUGAUGGCCUUCGGCUGCGCCAGCGGCUCAGUGCUGGUGUACAUGAUAGACACCACAACAGGAUCCAUGCAGCUGUCCCACAAACUGGAGCUCACCCCAAAACACUACCCAGACAUCUAUAACAAGACGGGCCCAGUCAAGCUCAUCUGCUGGUCACCUGACUACAGCGUUGCCAUGGUUACAUGGGAGUGUGGCGGCCUAUCUCUGUGGAGUGUCUUUGGGGCUCACCUCAUUUGCACUCUGGGAGAGGAUUUCGCGUAUCGUUCUGAUGGUACCAAGAAGGACCCCAUUAAAAUCAGCUCUAUGAGCUGGGGAGCAGAGGGGUACCACCUAUGGGUGCUCCCUAACAAACAAGAGAGCAGGAGGCAGGAAGAGCAGCAGGAGGUGGAGAUGGUAGAACCUCCUCAGUCCUUCCUGCAGGCCGGCAUACUGCAGUUCCACUUCAUCAAGAGUGCCCUCACAGUCAACCCCUGCACGAGUAACCAGGAGCAGGUGUUACUCCACGGCGAAGACCGCCUCUAUCUGACCUGCGGUGACCCCACGCAGGCCCACAGCACCUCCGACUCGCACCCGCACACACACUUACACCCACGAGACGGCAGCCCGCUGCAUCACCCCCCCAACCCCGACUCCUCUCUCUCUCAGGGACUCAGCACUUUACUGGGACACAAGCACUGGCACGUGGUCCAGAUUCACAGCACAUACCUAGAGAGCAACUGGCCUAUACGGUUUGCAGCCAUAGACACAGCAGGCCAGUGCAUGGCUGUAGCAGGGAGGCGGGGCUUUGCACACUACUCAUUAUUCACAAGGAAAUGGAAGCUGUUUGGGAAUAUCACUCAGGAGCAGAACAUGACGGUGACGGGAGGUCUGGCUUGGUGGAAUGACUUUGUGGUGGUGGCCUGCUACAAUUUUAUAGACCAGCAAGAGCAGUUGAGGCUCUAUCAACGCUCAUCCAACCUGGACAACGCCUUCGCCUCGGUCACUAAGCUGCACUCAGACACUCUGCUGCUUAAUGUCUUCAGAGACAUGGUCAUCCUGUUUAGAGCUGACUGCUCCAUCUGCCUAUAUAGCAUAGAGAGGAGGAAUGACAGUCCAAACCCGUCAGCCAGCGUGGAGUUGCUGCAGGAGGUGUCAAUGUCUCGCUACAUCCCUCACCCGGGCCUCGUGGUCUCUGUCACGCUCACAUCCGUGCGAACAGAGACUGGAAUCACAUUGAAAGCCCCGCAGCAGGCCUGCAUGGCAGAAAGCAUCAUGUUGAAUCUGGCUGGCCAGCUGAUCAUGCUGCAGAGGGACCGCUCUGGACCACAGGUACGAGAGAAGGAGACUCCUGUUAAUAACAAGAAGCUGCUACCAUUUUGUCCACCUGUGGUGCUGGCCCAGUGUGUGGAGAACGUGUGGACCACCUGUCGCUCCAACAGGAAGAAGCGCCACCUGCUGGAGGCCCUGUGGCUGUCGUGCGGGGAGGCGGGCAUGAAAGUGUGGCUGCCGCUCUUCCCCCGAGACCACCGCAAGCCCCACUCCUUCCUCUCCAGACGCAUCAUGCUGCCCUUCCACAUCAACAUCUACCCUCUGGCCGUGCUGUUUGAGGAUGCCCUGGUACUGGGAGCAACCAACGAGACCGUGCUCUACGACGGGCUGCAGGGAUCCUCGGAGCCCCUGGAGGCGCUGUUCCCCUACUGCACCGUAGAGAGGACAUCCCAGAUCUACCUCCACCACAUCCUGAGGCAGCUGCUGGUUCGCAACCUGGGUGAACAGGCUCUGAUGCUGGCUCAGUCAUGUGCCUCCCUCCCCUACUUCCCCCAUGUCAUGGAGCUGAUGGUGCACGUAGUUCUGGAGGAAGAGGCGACGUCGCGGGAGCCCAUCCCCGACCCUCUGCUGCCCACCGUGGCCAAGUUCAUCACGGAGUUCCCCCUCUUCCUUCAGACCAUCGUCCACUGUGCCAGGAAGACAGAGUACGCCCUGUGGAACUACCUGUUUGCCGCUGUGGGAAACCCCAAAGAUCUGUUUGAGGAGUGUCUCAUGGCUCAAGACCUGGACACAGCAGCCUCUUAUUUGAUUAUACUGCAGAACAUGGAGGUUCCAGCAGUGAGCAGACAGCAUGCCACUCUGCUCUUCAACACGGCGUUGGAGCAGGGCAAGUGGGACCUCUGCCGGCACAUGAUCCGAUUCCUCAAAGCCAUCGGCUCGGGGGAGAUGGAGACUCCGCCCCCGACACCCACCACUCAGGAACCCAGCUCAACUGGGGGUUUUGAGUUCUUCAGAAAUCGCAGCAUUAGCUUGUCUCAGUCAGCAGACUCCAUCGCUACAGGCAAGUUCAACCUGCAGAAGACCUUCAGUAUGCCCGCUGGACCCUCUGCUAAAGGUCGGGAUGUGGAGUGUGCGGAGAACAUGUACAUCGACAUGAUGCUCUGGCGCCACGCCCGCCACCUCCUGGAGCAGGUACGCCUCCGCGACCUGGGAUGCUUCUCAGCACAGCUGGGCUUCGAGCUCAUCGGCUGGCUGUGCCGCGAACGGAACCGCGUGGCCCGCGUCGACGACUUUGUCUCGGCGUUGAAGAGACUCCACAAGGAUUUUCUCUGGCCGUUUCCCGUUAUUCCCGUGGGAAGCCUCAGUUCCCCUCUGAAGAACGGACGGUGUCGCACAGUGCUGAGCACGCGGCUGUUGAAGUCGCAGUCAGCUGACAGCCUCUUGAACAGCGACAUGGACACAGCGCCUACUCAGGCAGCUUCCACCAACCACAUCUGGCAGGACGGGCUGGGGCAGAGGGCCAAAGACAUGGACACGGCCUCGUCUGCUCACUCCAACCAGCAUUCACCACAGACACACGACGCCUUCCUGUCACUGCUCACCAACAAAGUGGAGGAGUACAGCAUCGGCUCGGCCACAGACCUGACAGAGACCAGCUCGGUGGUGGACGGGGACUGGACGAUGGUCGACGAGAACUCCUCCACCCUGAGCCUGAGCCAGGCCGAGCUGGAGCACAUCUCCAUGGAGCUGGCCAACAAGGGCCCGCACAAGUCCCAGGUGCAGCUCAGGUACCUCCUCCACGUGUUCAUGGAGGCGGGCUGUCUGGAGUGGUGUGUAGUGAUCGGUUUGAUCUUGCGGGACGCAAACGUGAUCAAGCAGGUGAUUGGCUUCCUAGACAGCCCAGAGGUUCCACAAGAAACUGUGCAGAGUGUCCGGAACGGCUUGUUGGCUGUCGAUACGUGGGCCUCCACUGACUGCCUGGGAUACAAACCGUUUCUCAACCUGAUCCAGCCGCAGCUGCAGCAGCUGAUGGACUCAGCGUCGGAGCAGGUGCAGCCCGAAGCCUUCCAGCCCACCAGCCAGAGCUCCAAGCUCGGCGGCCCCGAAGGGCUGGGGGGCGCCGCCGUGCCCCGACCCGAAGACAGCAGGGGAGUGGCGGCCCCUCUUGGCCUGGCCCUGCCUUCCCUGGAACCCGCGGGAGGUUUUCCCCGGCCCCCCUCCGAGGACUGUCCCCCCGAACAGACUGAGGAGCAGGGAGAGGAGGAGGGAGCGUAUGACUGCACCUUGUCCUGAAGCCAGGGGUGGGGGGGCGGGGACUCUUAACCUGUGAACUCUGGAGGGGAAAGAGAGGAGGAAGCGGCGACAAGCAGCGGCUGACUGGAAAUAGACUUUAUUUUUGUGUGUGCCUGAGCGUGCGUGUGUGCGUGUGUGUGUAUGUGUGUGCACAGAAAGUACCUCUCCUGCAGGUUCUUACAGUCAGUAUUAUCAGCUCCUCAGAUUUGCCCUUUGUGUCGACUAGAGCCCCUGUGGAUACUGAGCUACCAAGAGAGCGACAGGCACAAAGACAUCACAGCACAACCAGAGACAGAGUUCAGUCUAACAGGCCUCACUUUACCAAAACGUUAGAAAAAGGGGGUCGCCUGUGUCGGAUUGUCGCGGUGUUCGGAAGCUGUAUAGCAGCACAGGAAGGCUUUCCAUUCCAAUACAGAUAUUUUGAGUGUUCAUUUUUCUUUGGCACUCAUUCAAGUGCGAUUGGAGACUUUAGAUUGUUUUUUUCUUGUUUUUUUUUUCCCCCACAGUCCAGGUAAAUAGCUCCAUUGUUUCCUUUGAUUAAUGCGAGAACCAGUUCAAAGACAAAAGAACCUGAGCGUAUUGGAUCACAGCAUCAUGCUACAUCGCUAAGUAUCGUGUAGAACAAUGCUCUCGUCAUGAACCAUUUACAAGAUGCACUGAAGUGUGUCGGAGCCUACGGUUAAGCAUGCAGUUCUGUUUGUGUGCACAAGAGGUGUUUCAUACUUUCAUACCUCAUAUGAUUUUAAAUAUUUUGUGAUACCUUUUUCAAUAAUGUAACAGUGUACAAGAGAACAUUAUUUUUCUACCAAUUAACACCUUGUCCCUCCUGUAAGGAAAGAAAAUGGUAUGAAUUCUGUGUAAUUCUUGACCUUAAGAUUUCUAAGAAAAUGAUCUCGUGAGAAGAAUCCGCAGUUGCGAGCGCAGGGCUAGUUUCUUAACACUGAUCCCCCUGAAGUCUAGGCCCCAAAGGUGUCUGCGCGUGGUCCAGGUUUUUAGACACAACAAGCAAAGCAGAUCAGUGUUCCCGGGGUGAGCGGCAGUUUUAAAGCUGUGGAGGGAUGAAGGAAAAAACAAAAAACAAACACAUGCUAAAAAAACCAAACUAAACGAUACUUUAUCCAGCUUUUAAACACACAUUCGGCUUCGAGAGAUUCGAAAUGUGUUUCCUGCCGAGGCAGAUCGUUGAUAUUGUGUUAUUUAAGCCAUCCUGCUCUGUAGAUUUCGUACCUAUCCCUUGCUGCAGGAGCGCCACUCGUCAGUAGCGUUAACAGUGACGUGUCGGCAUCACUCUGAAAGAGAGGAUGAAAUCUGUCAGUAGAGGAGCUGUUUAAAUUUAAACCUUAAACAUUUCGUCCAGUCCAUCAUACAUAUCACAUCCCCUGGACCGUCUGAGACAAUGAUUAUCCAUUUUGCCGCAUGCGUUUUGUAUGUGUGUGUGUGCUUCUUUGCGUGGAUUUCUGGAUACAUGUGUACCAAGUAUUGAUAACGCGUCAACAUGUUUGGUGACCUUUAUCACAUGGUGUUGAUUUUGUCGUAUUAGUCAUCAUUAUUACUAUUAUUUAUUGGCAUCAUAGCUGAAUGAUCACCGCUUAAACUUGGAGACGUGCUCGGUGUGUUUUUAUGACUGAUAACAAACUUUCCCCCCCUUUUAGUUGUAAUCAAAGUUGUGUAUUGGCUCUCUACCAUAAGCACUAAAAGGUUGUUCACUGAUAUGUCAGUAUUAUAUUGUGCAAUGUAUUGAAAUGUUACUCAGCUUUAUUUUUUGUGUUCUUUUCUGUUUGUCCCCCCACCCCACCCCCCACAUCUGUUUGCUUUUACUUUUCAUGAUAGACCAAAUUAUAUUUUAUAGAUACUUUUUUUUUUUGGCUGUCUUGUCAGUGUGUACAAGAUGAGUUGGGUGUGGUAUCUGUUUAAAUUUAGAUUUUUAAAUCGUUUUCUGAACUGCCUCUAUUGUUUAGGACGCUCUCUAUUUACAAAGGGCAAAACGACUUUGCGGCAUGCAGUGCUGCUGUCGCCAUUGUACUGUUGUCACUCGAUGUAAAAAAAAAAAAAAAAAAAAAAAACCCUGUCGCACCCUCGUCUCCACUCUGAACAGGCCUACAGCCACACUACGCUGCUCCGCUGUAAGCUUUUACUUGACUUGAAAAAACGGUAACUUGAUGAACCAAAGACUUUACGUCCAGAGGCCUUCUGUUUUGCUUCGAUUGAGCGCUUGAGUCAUUAUGCAGAGGGAACAAAACCUCAAACACACACACACACACACACACCAACACACACACACCUAUCAUUAGAAACCUAACCAUCAAUGCUCAAAACUAAUGCUGACAGCAUAUGAGACAAUUUCCUACGGAAAUGAAUAUUGCAGAUCUUUUAUGGUUUCCUUCUCCGCGGGCGAGGAGCGGUCAGUCAGGUCAGGUGUGUCUUGUGGUACUCGGGUGUCACGUUCACUCGGAGGUGGACGGCGCUCCCUCCCUCCUGUGUACAGUUUAAAAGUAUUGCCUGUUUCCUGCCUCAGGGUAAAGUUUUUUAUUUCUGGGUCGGGAGCAGCAGACAUCCUCAAUGCAGUGUAAAGAUACUCUCUUGUACAUUUGCCUUUUCUACUCAUGUUUGGUUUUCUACUUCAUUUUUUUUCCUUGUACAUAAAGAUCAAUAAAUUAUUUUUAAAAAUG
Molecule: messenger RNA, 7787 nt
Organism: Lates calcarifer (barramundi perch)
Lineage: Eukaryota; Metazoa; Chordata; Actinopteri; Centropomidae
Gene: ric1
Product: RIC1 homolog, RAB6A GEF complex partner 1
Exons: 27
Coding region: 790-5118 (1442 amino acids)
Biological process (GO): retrograde transport, endosome to Golgi; intracellular protein transport
Cellular component (GO): cytosol; Ric1-Rgp1 guanyl-nucleotide exchange factor complex; Golgi membrane
Molecular function (GO): protein binding
Source: RefSeq, a predicted model, not a curated record